Carassius gibelio (silver crucian carp) is the source of this 9682-nucleotide messenger RNA. RefSeq names its product ataxin 7-like 1 (gene atxn7l1). Bases 3626 to 5536 code for a protein of 636 amino acids. NCBI's taxonomy places the organism in Eukaryota, Metazoa, Chordata, Actinopteri, Cypriniformes, Cyprinidae. The record is from RefSeq and is a predicted model, not a curated record. The transcript has 10 exons.
ACAAUUGUUUAAUAUAAAACUAUUCACUUUAUAAUUCAUUAUAAUAAUAAAAAAAAAAAUCAGAAAUAAGUUUAGGAUUUUUUAAAAAGGAUUUAAUAGUUUUAUUUCACAAGGAUGCAUGAAAUUUAUUGAAAGUGACAUUUAUGAAAAGACUUAAAAAGAUUUAUAUAAAAAUGCACAAAAAUAUGAAGCACAGCUGUUUCAAUAAUGAUAAUAAUAAUAAUAAUAAUGAAUGUUUCUUGAGCAGCAAAUCAGCAUAUUAGAAUGAUUUCUGAAGGAUCACAUGACACUGAAGACUGGAGGAAUGAUGCUGAAAAUUCAGCUUUGAUCACAGGAAUAAAUUACAUUUUUAUUUAUAUUCAAAUAUAAAACAUUUAUUUUAAAAUUUGUAAUAACGUUUUACAAUAUUAUGUGUUUUUACUGCAUUUUUUCUUGGGUGUUUGUGGUUUUAAAAGGACAAUGCACCAAAAGAAAAAUAAAAUAAAAUAAAAUUGCUAUCAUUUACUAACCCUCAAGUUGUUUUCAAGUUUCCUUUGUCUGUUAAACACAAAAGAAGAUAUUUUGGAGAAUGUUAACAUUUUUCAAAAUAUCUUCUUUCGUGUUCAACAGAAGAAGAAACUCAUACAAGUUAAGGGUGAGUUAAUGAUGACAGAAUUAACAUUUUUAGUUGAACUAUCCCUUUAGAAAUGAGUCGUUGGGACACCGUUGUGGGGAAUGUAAAAAAAAGGGUUCUCUUUCAAAAAGUAUCCUGUCCCGCGGCAGAAUGGCUCCACCAAUCCGCCAUCACUGGUUUUCCAGCUCGUCUUGUUCACUUUCGUUUUAGCCUCGUCUGCUCGGAUCACAUCUGUCUUUGGUCUUGUGCCCAGAACACGUGCGCUCGCGGACCGGAGAGGUGUUUUGCGCGGCGGGAGGUGAUGCUAAUGCAUGGAAGGCCCGUUGGCAGCUUGCCCUCGCCCCCUUCCCCUUCCUCUCUGGUCCCCUGCCGCCCCUCUUUGAGAGCGUAGAGCUGCAAGGGUUCAGUGCAGGGGUCAACGACUUGCAGCUAUUCAACUCAAAACACCGCGGCCCAGAAAGAGAAGGCGGGAUGCCUUCAGCCACACAGGAGGCAUGCUAUUCUCUCGUCUUUUUCUCUUUCGCUUUCUGUUUUUUUCUUCUUCUAUGCUCUCAACCGCCGCGGAGCAGACAGGCUGGGUAAGUGUGUCUCCUCGACCAACAUGCGAGUGUUAUUCACAGCAGACGCUUUUGAACACUCACGUGUUUGCUUAGCUUUCAGUUUACGCGGUUUUGGGCUCUGUUUGUGAGCAGGACUGGGCUUAGCUAGUGGUCAUCUUCCUGCAGUUGCAGUCCGGAUGUAAACAAACGUAGCUCAGCUGGUGCCUGGGGCUUCCUGUGGUCUGUCAGAUAGCCAGACGCUAAUAGCAGAACACACACACACACACAGACUUACACAUGUGUCAACGGGUUUACGAUGACUGAUGUCACUACUACACAAUUUGAAAUGUUGGGACAGUGUUACGAAACUGAAGUUUUAUCCUGGGUGUUUUUUGUAAGUUAAUUAUCACUGUUGCUUAGAUUUGUUACAACUUGUCGGGGAGAGGUGCGCUAAUGCUUUUCUGAGCAUUCUGACUUUAGUUUUAUAAAACUGAUGAAGAAAUCCCACAGACUUGCAUUGGAGGAGAGACCUGAGUCAUAUCUAGAGAUCAGCAUAUCACAGAGACUUGAAGCUGCAAGACUCUCUUAGAAACUGUACAGCAACAACACUACAGCAAAUAGACAGAAACUAGUGGUGUAACGACUCACAAACAUGACGGUUCGGUAUGUAUCUUAGUUUUGAUGUCUCGGUUCGGUAUGUUUUCAUUACAGCAGGGAAAAAACACUGAACAUAAAUAGCUUUUUUCAAUUAUAAUUUACAUAAUUUACUUAGGAUAAAAAUCUACCUCACCUUAUGAUCUAAACUAUAGGGAGCCCUUUUACAUUAUUAUAAGGAUAGGAUUAACAACAAAGCCAAAAAUAAAAUUAAAUUAGUAUAAAAAAAACACUCAACAAAAAAAAAAGAUAUAUGCAAACAUGUUAAUUGCGCAACUAAAAAAAGAUAAAUGCAAACAUGUAAAUUGUGCAACUAAAAAAAGAUAAAUGCAAACAUGUAAAUUGCGCAACUAAAAAAAGAUAUAUGCAAACAUGUAAAUUACGCAACUAAAAAAGAUGUAUGCAAAAAGGUAAAUUGCGCAACGAAAAAAAAAUGGAAACAUGCAAAUUGCACAACGAAAAAAGAUAAAUGCAAACGUAAAUUGUGCAACUAAAAAAGAUAAAUGAAAACAUGUAAAUUGCGCAACUAAAAAAUAUAUAUGCAAACAUGUAAAUUACGCAACGAAAAAAGAAAUGCAAACGUAAAUUGCGCAACGAAAAAAAGAUAAAUGCAAACAUGUAAAUUGCGCAACGAAAAAAAGAUAAAUGCAAACAUGUAAAUUGCGCAACAAAAAAAGAUAAAUGCAAACAUGUAAAUUGUGCAACUAAAAAAAUAUAUAUGCAAACAUGUAAAUUGCGCAACUAAAAAAAAUAUAUGCAAACAUGUAAAUUGCACAACAAAAAGGUAAAUGCAAACAUGUAAAUUGCGCAACUAAAAAAGAUAAAUGCAAACAUGUAAAUUGCACAUAAUACAGUUUUUGAAUUAACUUCUAUCUAGAUGAAAAAUUUAAACUAUUUAGUAUUCUAUAGAAACCUCAUAGCAAUGCACUAAAACGAUCAGAACACCAGAGCAACUGCAUAGCAAUGCAAUUAAAACCAUUUAGAACUCUCUAGAAACCUUAUAGCAAUGCACUAAAAACAACUUGAUAGCAAAACACGCACAAUUGCGAGAAAAAUAUCAGAUUAGUGAGAAAAAAAAGUCAGAAUUGCAAGUUGUACAAUUCUGACUUGAUUUCUCGCAAUUGCAUGAUUGCAAUUCUGAGAAAAAAACACCUCACAUUGCGAGAUUUAAAAUUGCAAUUAUAAGGGGAAAAAAAAUCUGAAAUGUGACAUAAAAAGUCGUAAUUACCGCCAUCACAUCAGUUGAGCUUGAGAAGAAAACCAACCACAGAAGACAAUUUGCGCUAAUGUCUGCUAUUGCGCCCCUUGUGGCUGAGAACAGCACAUUUCUAAACGCAUAAGAUCAAACUAAAAGUUUUGUAUUUUGUGCAUCUCAAAAUCCUUUUAAAAACAUACCAACUGUAAUCGAUUGUCUUCAGAUGAUUUUAGCAGCAUCAGAAUGUCAGCAUACCUGUGAACACGGUAGACUUUGGCCUUUUUAUUUAUUUUUUGUCUCAGUCCAGCUGCACAGGAUAUACACCUACAGGCGUAUUUACACACCUGCCUCAUAUUCAGACCAUCCCGAUGCUGAAUUUCCCCCUGCGGCCGGGACAUUGUUUCUCUCUCCUGGUCGGCGGUCAGACUUUAUUGUGAGCGAGGGGUUCUCCUCUUCCAAACACAGCCUCUGAAAUCAACUCUUUUGAGUCCUCGUGAACAGUGUUGUGGCUCUCGGCUGAGACUCGCUGGCAGACGAGACACGAUGUGAAGCCAAGGCCGGUAGUUGGGGAAUAGCCGAACAGUGAGUAGAGAGGAGUGUGUUCACCUCGAGCCCUCCAGAGCCAUGCAUAGCAAGAACCAGAGGAGACACUGCUCGCCCAGCAGCUCCAGGACCCCUCUGGUUCCUGUCAAGGCCAAGAUGUCGGUGGGCCAGAGCGAGGUGGAGCCCCUUCCCUUCAGGGUUCCUCGUGAUUACCCACACUCACGCUUCAGCAAGGCACCGCUAGCUGUCUAUCCACCCAAAGGAGCCCGAGCCAAGGCCUGCAUGUCUUUACCUGUGGUGAGUCUGGAGAAGAUGCCGUGUUUCAAUCGAUCGGAGGGAGCGCACAUCAAAGUCACCUCCACGUCUCCCACGGCGGGGUCUUCUCUUUCUUUCUCCUCCACGUCUUCCUCUCCAUCUUCCGCUCCUGUCAAGUCCUCCUUGACAUCACCAGCAUCUCACAAGAACCAGGAGAAGUUCUUGAACGGUCGUGGUCCUGUGACGCCUCGCUCCACCACGCCCCCCUCGUUGAUUGACAGGCGGCCCAGCCCGUCACGAUCACCCUUGGAGAAACGCCCCGCCCCCUCGCCCUCCCCACAGGACAGGAGACCUGCAGUCUCCACUUCUCCAUCCCUAUUGGACCGGAGACCUAUAGCCCCUCCUUCUCCACCAGACAAGAAGCAUCAGAACGGAGCCAAAGGCGGGCGACACCGGAGAGUGUCGGGGAGAGUGUUUGAUCCGAAUAAACACUGUGGGGUUUUGGACCCAGAGACAAAGCGGCCUUGCACUCGAUCUUUAACCUGCAAGACUCACUCUCUAACCCAUCGACGAGCCGUCCCGGGACGGUGGAAAAACUUCGACAUCCUUCUAGCAGAGCAUAAGGGACGGCCGAAGGAGACGGGGCAAAAAAAGGAUGUUCAAGCAGGCAGCCAAUCAGUGCAGAUCACACAGUCACAUGACUCCGCAACCAACCUAUCCACAAGCUGUACAAAUGCCAAGACCACGCCCACUCUUAAACCGCAGCUGGCCAAUUCACACUUACACAGAGCGUCUGGCGGCAGCGGUGCAGUCGUGUUCAGCUCUGCACCUGUUCCUCCUCCUGAACCCACGCUCGGCUGGCAGCAGUGCAGCGGAGACACACGUCUGUCCAGCGAUGAAGGAGAGACCGACCUCCCUGAGGAGUCGGAGAAGAUGCUGUGCCACUAUUCUCCACAGCACCCGCGUCCCAUGAGUUGCUGUGCGUUCAGCAGUCGGUUGAUGGGACGGGGACACUACGUGUUCGACCGGCGGUGGGACCGGGUUCGGCUGGCGCUCCACUGUAUGGUGGAAAAACACGUCAACUCUCUCAUGUGGAGGAAAGUCCCCCUAGCGGUGGAGAGCAUGACGAGCCCGACCGAAGUUUCUCCCCUCGGCUCUCCGUUCGUCCCCAACCACGCACUCGCGGUUCCUCUGGACGGCGUCUCCAUGGUCUCCUACUCCACCUCUUUCUCUCAUAACGGCUCUGGGGUUUUCUGCAUCCGGGACCCCGGACCCACACCGCAGCGGAAUAAACCGGCUAAAAAAGCCUCAGGGGACGGAGCGGGACCUAAGAAGCGGAAAGCACCUCCGGCCUCUGAGUCACGAAAGAGCGGGAGCAGCGGGAACAGCUACCAUCUGCCAUCUGCGCACAUCAGUAACGGGACCGCGGCCCUCAGUGUGCGGGCCAAGCCACGGCCAGGGGCCCCGGGGCCGAGGGAGCAGGACAGGUAUGGGAGCGUGGAGCUGUCCCUCCCGCAGGCGCUCACCGGGGAUCACGGGGGCGUCUCGUCCCACAGUCCACUGCCCUACGGAUCCUCCGAUGGGAGGAAGAGAAAGAGCUCUGGAUCGAGCACCAGCAGAAGCACCAAAUCCACAGCACUGGACGGGAUCUUCAGGAAGAGCAGCAGCGGUUUACUGUCGUCUGUCGCCGAGUCGCCCCACAGCGCCCUCCACAGACAGCCCAAGGUCCCUCACUGAUGCAGUGUGAGUUUGAGAAGAGCUUGGGACGUCCUGUGAGGUCCUGCCUUGAUCCCACCACUGCCUCUACGGUUGAGUCGUGUCCUCCUUUCCUACAGCUUCUUCCGUUCAGUUCCCAUUAGGAAUAAAUGCUUCAUCUGCCAGUUUCUCAAACAAUGAUUUCUCACGUUUCCUCUCAUGCAGAUUCAGAUUUUGAUUUGACCAGUACACAACACGUUUCAGACAUACGGAGUUUCUUUUUUUUCUUUUUAACGUAGGACAACAUGAAGGAAAACCCUUCAGACUCAACCGUGUCGAUCUAAAGUGCACUUAAUUUCAAGUCUGAGGAGGGGAAAAAACGUUUCAAACAAGGGAAUAUUUUACAGACGCUUUUUCAGCAAGCUGUAUUUUUCUAAAUUGGAUGAAUUCAGGUUAUCGAGUUUUUGUUUUUGAAAAAAAAGAAAAAAAAAAGAAGCCAGGACUGACACCUCUGUGGUAAAUUAACUUUAACCAGUGAUGAAUUUUGUAUAAUAAUCGAUCCUUUAUUAAUUUUCUAACUGACCUGAUUAGUGCUUCACACAUUAAGCAGAAGUAUAUUUGUAUGCCAUUUUAAAGUAUUACAGAGACCCUGUUGUUGGAAAUGUGUGUACAUAUCUUUUAUUAUAAUUGUUUUGUUUUGUAUUUAUUGUUCGUAUCGCUCGGAGGUUCAAGGAUUUAGUGGUUUCUUAUCUUCCUCAGUCAUAUGUAUCUUCACAAACCUUAAGAUGGUUGAUUAUGAAAGGGCCUUUCCAUUUAUACUCUCUGAUUAUGUUUUUAAGGAAUACUAACAGAAAAAUGAUGAUGUACCCACAGGAUCCCAGUGUUUUCUAGAGGAAAGGUACAUUGCUGUGAGCCAGUAUUGGCAGUCGGCCGAGGUCUGUUGCCAAUUUAGUUUUUUAAAGAUGUUGUUAGGUCAUACGUGCUACUUUUAGUGUUUGACCAUCAGAAAUGAAGAGCUUCUCAAAGAGUUAACGGAGAGAUGAUUGGCUGUUUACUCUCUAUUUACACUACCGUUUUAUUUUUAUUGAGCAAGGAUUCGUUAAAUUGAUCAAAAGUGAAAUUAAACUUAAAAUUCCUCAAAGAAUCACAGUUUCCACAAAAAUAUGAUAAAUAUUAGAAUGAAUUCACAAGGAUCAUGUGACACUCAAGACUGGAGUAAUGAUGCUGAAAAUACAACUUUGCAUCACCAGAAUAAAUUACAGUUUAAAAUAUAUUCAAAUAGAAAACAGUUAUUUUAAAUUCUAAUAAUAUUUCCCCAUUUUUAUUGUUUUUACACUUUUUUUUUUAUCAAAUAAAUACUUAUUUUUUUUCAAAAACAUCCUUUUUUUUAAUAGCAGUGUAAGUGUUCCUGGCCUAUUUUUGCAUAAUUGUAAUAAACUAUAUGGCAAUAUUGUGUCACCAUGAUAACUUUAAAAAAAGGAAGUCCCACUGACUCUCCCUGAAUAUUCAGUUUUACAUUGAAAUUGCAAGAGUAAAAUGGAUUGUAAAUGGAAUUUCAUGUUGACAUUAAAUGUGAAGUGCAAAAAAUUGCACGGAAUUGCAAAAUAAUGAUGAUUUCCAAACAGGUUUCCAGAUCAUUGUGGUUUUGCAUUGAGAUGUUUUUUUCAUAAUUUACAAUUCAGCUCCAUGUUCUCUUGUUUAAUCUCUGAGAAGCUCUUCAUCACUAGCAUAAAUAUUUGAAUAUUUAAAGGAACAGUUCACCCAAAAAUUUACUGAAAAUGUACUCACCGUCAGGCCAUUUAUGAUGAAGAUGAGUUUGUUUCGUCAUCAGGUUUGAAGAAAUGUAGCAUUUCAGGUGUAUCAUUGAGAUCCUGUGGCUCAGUGGUAGACCAUUGUGUUACCAGUGCAAAAGAUUUUGGGUUAAAUUUCCAGCGAACACACAUUACUGGUAUAAAAAAAAAAAAAAAAAAAGAUUAUAGCCUGAAUGCACUGUACAGUAUGUUGCUUUGGAUAAAAGCGUCUGCUAAAUGCAUACAUGUAAAUGUAUAUAAUUUGCUCACCAAUGGAUCCUCUGCAGUAAAUGGGUGCCGUCAGAAUGAGAGUCCAAACAGCUGAUAAAAACAUCACAGUAAUCCACGAUGUAUUAUAAGACUUGUAUUUUAGUUAAACAUCUCUUAAUGAUGGAUUUGUUUCUUACAAACAAGCAGCUUUUCACUUCACAAUGUUCAUUGAUGGACUGGACUGGUGUGGAUUAUCAGCUGUUUGGACUCUCAUUCUGACGGCACCCAUUCACUGUGAUAUAAUGCUACAUUUCUCUAAAUCUGAUGAAGAAACAAUCUCAUCUACAUCUCGGAUGACCUGAGCGUUUUGUCUGAACUGUUCCUUUAAGCCAACAACACUUUUUUAUUUUUUGGUUUUGAGUACUAUUUUAUUCAUAAAAAGUAUUGAUACAAAUAAUCAUGUAUAGUUGUUCUGACUGUGUAAAGACGAUAUGCUCUGUGAACCCAGCUUGUGUUUGCUGUGACAGCUCUUCACUCCUGAUUAUUACCGUGAUGCCUUGCUGCCAAUGCGAAACUGUCCAUAGGUCAGAGCUAGAAACCAACCCCGGAUCCCUUCCACACCAUCUUUUAUGCGUGAAGUGCUUCCAUUUGCAUUUGAAGCUGUAAUGUUUCGAGGUCAAGCGGCGGUGAAGGUUCCCCAGUCCACACCGAGUCUGGAUGAGGAUGUUCGGUUACAUGUUUUGCCUUUUCCCAAUGCACGCCAGUCAUUCGAGAUUAUUCUAUUGAAUUAUUGACAUGAUUAUAUAAACCGAAUGAAUUUGUAAUGUGGUCAAGAUCUGAUCAUGGUACCCCUUUUUUGACCUUAUGGCUCUUUCUUUUGGUCCAAUAGUGCCACAAAUCUGUGUACUACAGUUCGACAGGAAACGUUGAACUGUAACUAAGCUAUGAAGUAUUAGAAUUAUACAUUAUUAGGUCCUUGUCAACACAUCCCUCUUGUAGAAAUUAAGGAAUGUCACCAUGGCAUAGCAGUGCAAUUUUUAUUUAAAUAUGUUUUAAUUUCUUUUAAUUUUCUCUCUUAAUUUUUUUUUUUUAAUUCUUCCUUUUUUUAUGAUUAUUAUGGAAGCCCAUUUUCUUCACGAAAUAAAAAAUUAUUAUUAUUUUUUUUUUUUGCAAUUCUAUCAUAAUUAUGAUUUUAUGUAUUUCACAAUUUGUAUUUUGUUCCUUGCAAUUCAAAUUGUGAGAUACAAUCUCAAAAAUCACUUUUUGUCGAGUGUUUAUAUAUAUCUGUUGCGAGUUUAUAUCUUCUAAUUCUUAGAAAAAAGUCAGAAUUGUGAAAAAAGUUGCCAUAAUAUAUAUCAAUAUUUAUUCUCAUGUUUUAUUUGUUUUAUAGUUUUAAAUUUUGCUUUUUUAUUUUUAUAUUUACUUUUUGCUUUUUAUUUUUUUAUUUAUUUCUUUGUGUGUGUGGAGGGAACUGCAUUUUAUUUUUUUGUCUCAUUCAUUUUUUUUUAUUAUUUACUUUUUUCAAUAGUUUAAUGGCUGAUUUCAUAAACAAUAGCGUGAGAUUCCAAUCCUCAUUGGUUUAAUUUGAACGUAAGCUACAUUUCCAGUUACACAUUGAACUCAAAAUCACACGCGGAGUUUUCUGUGAAAAGACACACGGCUUGCUUCCACGUCAAGGAAAAUGCCUGAAGCAAUAUGAAUUAACUCUGUAAUGUUCUCCAUUCUGUUCAGUUGGUCUACUGAUAUGUAUUGUUGCAUGUGUGCAUACUACUACUUUGCCAUUAUUAGUGAAUGUCAUUGCUAGCUAGAUGGUUUGUCAUAACACUGCAAAAGCAGCACUGUUCAUGAGCUUAUUCCUAACCACAUCACGGUCCACUUUUCCUCUCACAGAUGCUUAUGUUGUAGAUGUAUUAUAGCCACACCUUCAGUGCUUCGACCUGACCCAGCCAUAACAAUUGUAAAGAUUUCGAAGGCCUUAUUUUUAUACCUGGACUGCUCGUACAGAAUCUCUCAAGCUGACAGAAGAGGUGUUAAUAGGCAUUUUUCUCAUUCCUAAAACAAGCUCCUGUGUCCUUUCUACAGUUUGUGUCCUGUUGGCCCAUGUGUUCUCAAUGAUAUAGAUGUGUAUUUUCAGGUUUGAUGAUAUUUGCAUUUCAGCUGUUACAGAAAUACAUUUUUCUUACCUGCU